UAUUUUUAAUUUCCUCCAUCUUAGAUAGCGAAACAAACGUGGCCCAAGGUAUUUUUGAUUACAUCCCUAUAUUCCUCUGAAUCUAUGAGGCACCGUUCAUUAGAGAGAGAGAGAAUAUGGAGGAGAGCGAUGAGCUGAGGACGAGAGUCGUGUCGUCUGUUGCGGCCACAGCAAACCCUAACACUCAGGUCUUGAACAAUUCUUCCAAAACCAGAGAAGAAGGCGAGCUCUCUUCGUCUGACGACGAUGAACUUCCCGCUGCUUCGGCUUCUCAGUUCAAUGAUACCACUGCUGCUCGAGAGGAGCCUGUUCGAGUUGGUUCUUCAAACAAAAUUGUUGAAGGAAGGUGUGUUUCUACUAAUAAUCCUAAAAGCUUUGUCAAUAUACCUUCCAGAACUUCUGCACAGCUGAAUUAUCAAAAGAGCACUGAGAAGAAUCGAGCUCCAUUUGUGCCAUUUGUGAUAAGCUUUUCAGAUGAUGACAGUGGCAGUGACUCAGAAGAGUUCAGACAUCCGAAAGCCUCAGAAACUAAAGGCAAUGCACAAGGCAUGGAUGGGAAUCGAAGACCACAUGCUUCUGCAGUGCCAGAAUCUCAAAUACUACAACAAACUACAAGAAAUGAAUCCAGAGUGAUGCCAAGGAAAGUGUCUUUGAGCCGUACCUUUGUCUCAUCAAUGACCAAAAUCAAUGGUCCAAAUACCAGAAAUGGACAGUCACUGGUCGAACAAAGAGCUCGUUUUAGAAUUUCUAAUACUCUCAAUAAAAAAUUAGCUGACCGGGAACAUGGAGGUAACCAAAAUAUGCAUUUGAACAGUAGUAAACUUCAAGAUCUUCGCCAGAAAAUUGCAAUUAGGGAAAAGGAAUUAAAGCUUAAGUCUGCCCAGCAAAAUAAGGAAACAGUUUCCGGUACAUCUAAGGAUCAUAACCUCAUGGAAUCAGACAUUGAUGCCGUUAGGGAUUGCAGAGCAACUUCUGCUGAUUUUGUACUGUUUGAAACGAAACAACCAGACAAGAAGCGCCCAAAACUCAAUGAAUCACAUCAAAGUCAGCUAGUUUCAGAUGUCCAGCAACAAAUGCGUCCUGCACAGUCAGUGCUCCCAUCAGAAAGGUCUAUGCUGAAGAAUGGUGGUGAGCAGAUCAUUAAUGAACAUAGCCAUCGAGACAGAGAGACGCCUCUAGGCACAAUGCACACAGGAGCUGCUCAACAGAAAAAGAAAGAUGAUACUCGGGGCCCUCUUUCUUCUGGAAAUCAAUCUACUGGUGUGAAAUACGGUGCUGACAUAAUCGUUAAUGAUAGUCAAUGUGACAGGCAUUCUAAGUUGGUGGAUUCGUCUAUUUCAUUAGAGCAGACCAAAAAGGUGGCAAAUGACAGUGCUAAAACUUUUCCGAAGAAAUCAAGCACUGUGGAGUCAAAGCAUGGUAGUGAGCUUAAUUGUUAUCGUACAAGAAUCUCAAACAAAGCAACCUGUGGACAUAAUCUAACUGUGGGCAGCGAGCUUCAUGAAGUUAGAUCUGGUGAGGAUGCAUGUAAGCCUACAUCAAACAAUACAAAUCAGGCAUGUCCUGUCCAUGUUCCAGAUGGCAACUUAGAGACCUCUGAUGUAUCCCUCAACAAUGCAAGCCUCUGCAAUUGUUUGGGUACAUUAAGUAUAACACAAGAUAACAUGGAUUUGCGGUCGAUACUUGACAUUGAGGAAUUGCAAGACAAGGAGUUGGAGGAGGCACAAGAGCACCGGCGUACGUGUGAAAUUGAAGAACGAAAUGCUCUUAAAGCUUAUCGUAAUGCCCAAAGGGCUUUGAUUGAGGCUAAUGGUAGAUGCUCUUAUCUCUAUCAAAAAAGGGAACUCUACUCAGCCCACUUACAAUCUCUAAUGAUGGAGAAUUCAAGUUCGUUCUGGUCCUCUAGACUGCAUAAUUGUACUGGAGCUGGGCUGAAUUUCUCAAAUAACAUUUCAGAAGAUAAUAUGCAUCAAUUGCCUACAUCUAUCCAUGAGAUGCAAGAUGAAUUUAAUGCUUAUAAUCAACAAGGUCAUCAUUCAAACAUCCAAACUGCCAAUGGUGCUCUUCAAAUUGUGUCAGAUCAGCAUGCUGAUGGGCACGAUUUGGCCUCUGAUCCGUGCAGUGAGCCUGAUGCUAGUACAUCAGAGGCUCGUAAAGACGACAAGGUGGCAGAUGGAAUCUGCUCUCCAUCCAGUGAUUUAAAUGUUUCGGCAGAUGAAGAUGAAGAGACAUUUUCAUUUGACCAUAAAUCUGUUUACUCUGGUCUCGAUUGUCAGACAAAAGAAGAAAAUUAUGGAGAAAGGGCAAAGGGCAUAGCUGAUGAGCGAAAAAGAAAGUUUCCUUUUGAUAACUCUCAAGAUUCUUUACUUCUUGAAGCAACCUUAAGGUCUCAACUGUUUGCUAGGCUAGGAACAAAAGCAUUGCCAAAGAAUAGUGGUCCAACUCACAACAUGGAACCUGCUGUUGUAACUGGGGCUGGACAUGGUGGUGCUGCAGGGCAAGCAGAGACGAGUGUUGGGAAUGAAUCAUCCUCUGUGGUAGCGAAAAACCAACAUUCUGGAGGUACUGAUGAGGCAGAAAAGGGUAUAUCUGAGCUUCCUGUUCAGAUCGAUGAGGGCCAUGUUGCGAACUUUUCUUCUAAUUAUGCAUCUCCUACUGCUGAUCCUUUGGAUAGCCGUUUUUUCACAGAAGAUAACCAAUCAUCAAGAUCUGUUAUCUUUUCAUCUCCCAUUCGAAGGAGUACAUUUGGUCACCUGAAGGUUACAGAGCCAGUCAGUUUAGUUGGAUUACAGAGUAGAAGUAAACCAAUUCACAGUUAUGAUAUUUGCAAUGAAGAGGGCAAUAGUGUUAGCUCUACUGAAAUCCAGCCAAGCAUUUUGAGUUCAAACUCAAUGGAUGAGACUUUGAUGGAUAUAUGUUCUAGGAAAGUUGGCUGUUACACCUGUAAUCUUGCAAUCGAUCCAUUUUGGCCACUUUGCAUGUUUGAACUCCGGGGAAAAUGCAAUGAUGAUGAGUGUUCAAGGCAACAUGUUAAAGAUUACUCUCGCCAAAAUAUGAACCUUGAGAAUUGUGAUAGUGCCGAUUGUCAGGUUGGAUCAUCAACCCACAAAGGAAAUGCAGCAAAUAUUUCCAAGGGUCUUGAUUUGGCACCACCAACAUAUCUAGUUUGCUUAGAUGUGCUGAAAUCUGAUUUGCAUCCUUAUGGAUCUAUUCUUUCACAAGGUGUUGGACAGUGUUGGCAAAGGUGUUUCAGCACUUCCUUGGUUCUUUCAGGUUUGCUUCAUUCAGAUUCACCUACAGACAAACCAUUCUUGCACGGCACUGAAGCUCGUAUUGAGGUCAAUGGGAGUUGGAAUAGUCAAUCACUAUAUUUUCAAAGUAGAAAUGGCACAAUGAGUCAACUUGAUCAGCGGUUUACUGAUAAUGACCAAACGCUGGAAAUGGCUCUUCUUAAUCUCAAGAGAAAGGGUAGGAUAGAGGCUCUUAAAGUGCUUGCUCGAGCUCUAGAAGCCAAUCCAUCAUCUGCCGUUCUCUGGGUGGUUUAUUUACAUAUUUUCUAUAGCAGCGAGAAGUCAAUUGGGAAGGAUGACCUGUUUCGUUUUGGGGUUGAACUCAAUGAAGGAUCUUAUGAACUUUGGCUUAUGUACAUUAAUAGUCGGAUACAACUUGAGGAUCGUUUGGUUGCAUAUAAUACUGCACUCUUGACUCUCUUCCGCCAUGCAUCUGCCACUGGCAGUGAUGCAGUGCAUGCAAGCGCAUGUAUCUUGGACCUUUUUUGGCAGUUGGUUAAUUGUUUGUGCAUUUCUGGUAAUGUUGGCAAGGCCAUUGAGAAAAUCUAUGGACUUUUUCCCUCUACAAAGGAUUCUGAUGAGCCACAUUCUCUGUUGCUUUCCGAUAUCCUUCCAUGCUUAACCCUUUAUGACAAAUGUAUCUUCUGGCUCUGCUGUGUGUACUACAUAGUCUACAAAAAACUGCCUGAUGCUAUAGUGCAGCAGUUUGAAUGUGAGAAAGAACUUUCUGAGAUAGAGUGGCCUUCUACGCAUUUAACAGUUGAUGAGAAGCAGCAAGCAGUUACAUUGAUGGAAAUGGCAGUAGAUUCUCUAGCUUUGUAUAUAGAUAGUGGAUCUCUUGAAAGUGAAAGUACUCUUGAGGCAGCACACAUGUUUGCUCUCAACCACAUUAAGUGUAUAGCAGUGCUUGAAGGCUUAGAAUGUAGUAAGAACUUGUUGGAUAAAUACGCCAAACUGUACCCUUCAUGCUUAGAACUUGUUUUAAUGUCAGCACGGAUGGCGGAGGAUGAUUUUGGGGAUUUGGGUUUUGUAGGAUUUGAAGAGGCUCUUAACAACUGGCCGGAAGACGUCCCAGCAGUUCAGUGUAUCUGGAACCAAUAUGCUGAAUUUGCCCUCCAGAAUGGUAGAUUUGAUUUUGUGAAAGAAUUAAUGAAUCGAUGGUUUCAUUCGGUUUGGCAAGUACAGUAUUCUCGAUAUGAAGUAGAUUUGAUGGAUGGAGAGAACUCCCUUGGCUCACUAGAUUUAGCUUCAACGUCGAAUCCUGAUGCUUGGUUUUGUAAUUCUAGUGAGAUAGAUAUUGUGUUUGGAUUGCUUAAUCUCUCUCUCCACAAAUUAUUGCAGAAUGAUCUCGUUGAAGCUCGCAUUGCCAUUGACAGGGCAUUGAAAGUUGCUACUGAGGAUUACAAGCAUUGUGUAAAAGAGCAUGCCAUGUUUUUGCUUGCGAAUGGUUCACAAUUUAAGGAAAAUACUCCUGUUGGAAUACUGAAUAUCCUGAGAGGUUAUCUGGUCGACGCCCGGGCUUUCUCCACCCAUCAACCAUUGUCCAGAAAGUUCAUUCAGAGCAUCAAGAAGCCAAUAGUUCAACAAGUAGUUAGCAAUAUAUGGAGUCCAGUGUCAUCUGAUUUCUCUCUGGUGAACUUGGUUCUUGAGGUAUGGCAUGGCCCGUCUCUCUUACCCCAAACAUUUAGCAAGCUAAACGAUCUGGUGGAUUUGGUUGAAGCUGUUAUGGGGAUUAUCCCAUCGAAUUAUCAGCUAGCAAUGUCUGUCUGCAAGCUGUUGAGCAAACGCUCUGACCCUGUUGAUGUGACCUCUGCGAGUGUUUCGUUUUGGGCAAGCUCGCUCUUAGUCAAUGCACUCUUUCAGGCAGUUCCGGUAGCAGCUGAAUAUGUAUGGGUAGAAGCUGCUGAUGUUUUGCAGAAUCUGACAGAUAUUCAGUCCAUCUCUGAGAGUUUCCAUAAGAGAGCUUUAUCUGUAUAUCCAUUCUCCAUAAAGCUGUGGGAAUCCUAUCUCAAGUUAUCUCGGACUACAAGAAAUACAAGUUCUGUAAUUGAAGCAGCAAGAGAAAGGGGAAUCAAACUCGAUUGACAUUGAAGGUAGAUGAGGAAUAUAGGUUGCAUUUGCAUCAGCUGAAGAAAUUUUUGGGGCCACUUUCUAGGCUGAAGCUUAAUCUGUAGGUGGUACCAAAUUGAAUUGUAAGUCUUUGCAAAUUUUGAAUUUUGUGUUUGUAGGUUCAUGAAUGGAUGUUGGUUUCAUUGUAGGAACCUUGAAAAGGCAUACUGAGUAGGAGGAUAAUUGAUAGGUUUUCUAGCUGUCACCAAUUCUGUGAGAUUUGGUAAAGAAGUUUACAGGAUUCUGUUCUUCUUCUUAGAUAGACUUUACCACUUGUGUAUAUUUUGAGAAAAGAGUUGAAGAAUUCUUUUUGGUUCUCUCA
This is a messenger RNA of Camellia sinensis, 5721 nucleotides long. RefSeq names its product zinc finger C3H1 domain protein. Lineage: Eukaryota; Viridiplantae; Streptophyta; Magnoliopsida; Ericales; Theaceae. Gene Ontology annotation, molecular function: protein binding. The record is from RefSeq and is a predicted model, not a curated record. Gene Ontology annotation, cellular component: exosome (RNase complex); nucleus.